Messenger RNA from Paramecium tetraurelia, 1467 nucleotides. RefSeq lists its product as uncharacterized. The record is from RefSeq and is a predicted model, not a curated record. The transcript has 3 exons. Gene Ontology annotation, biological process: protein phosphorylation. Lineage: Eukaryota; Ciliophora; Oligohymenophorea; Peniculida; Parameciidae. Gene Ontology annotation, molecular function: ATP binding; protein kinase activity.
AUGUUUCAAGAACUCAAAAGCUCAAAUUUCAAAUCCAUCAUGGAUAAUUGCGUUUACCUAAAGAAAAUAUCGAAUACUCUAUAUGGAGAUGCAGAAAUUUUGAUUCAUAAGACCUACAAUAUUCAAUUGGUUCUAAUCACAAAGAUUUUCCAUCGAAAGGAGGAUGCCAAGAAAUUGCAGGAUGAAACAACUUUGAGACUGAAUCUUAUUUCGGAAAGAAUACUUCGUUUAAUUUCAUAUAAUAUAAAGGAAGUCAAAGAAUUAUGCGGUAGCUUCUACAGAAUCUAAUGGAUAUACGAAUUUCAUUCACACACUCUGCAAGACAACAUCAUGUACAGAAAGAAGAAAGACCUCCCCUUUACUGAGGUUGAAAUCAUUAAUCUCUUAGAAUCAAUGCUCUAAGGAUUUCAAAUUUUUAAAUCUGUCUCCAUACGGCAUGGUUAUCUAUAACCCAAACAUAUCAUACAGAACACUAAAUCCCAAAAUUUUUGCAUAUCCGACAUCAAGUUUAUUACUAAAAUGACUGAGUAUCAAGAAGCCUUGCAGAACAUCGACUCUGUUCAACAAUGCUUCUUGUCUCCUGAACUGUUAAAGGAAUUACAAAAAGGUUCUUAGGAAAACUCAAGUUACGAAAAGAAUGAGAUUUUCUCUAUUGGUUUGAUCCUUUUGAAUUGCAUGUUGCUUGAAUAUCCAGAGAUUUACGAUCUGCCCAAUUUUGCCAUCAAACAGCAAAAGUUGUGUGAAUAUUUGAGGGUGGCUGAAUAAAGGUACUAAAGUGCCUAAAUUGUUAGAGAAAUGCUUUUAAUUGACAUUUAUCAUAGACCAUCCUUAGAAUAACUCAUCUCUUUAUUAAUGCAAUUGAAAUUCAAAAUACAAAACAGACCAUCUCCAAAACCCUAGUCUAAUUAUAUUCUGCAUAUUGAUCAAAGCAAAGAAAACUAUUCUUCAUAAGUAGAUCGGAGAUAUGCCACUGAGAACUAAUACACUUCUAAUACUCCAUUGAAACAAAAUCAAGAACGAGGACACUCUCGUAAAAUAUCACAAUUAACUCCAAUUACUCAUCUAUCGCAUUCUCCUAUCGUUUUCAAUAAACAAGAAACCACUGAAAUUUCAACCAUAAGCUAAAAUAGUUACUUCCAGAUGGAUACGUCUAACAUCAAUUCAAGUCUAAGAGAUCCCUAUAAUUUUACAUAUCGAGAUGUUACUCCAGAAAGGAAAACCAAACCCUGUCCAUCCCCAUUUAAGUAAAUUUCUUCCAAUAAUGCUCAAAAUUCAUCAAGAACCAAUUACUUUUUUCCAACCACUAAACAAAACGACAAUUCAUCCUUCUUACAAUCAGAAUCAAUCAGUUAUGAUUUUGCUGAAGGAAUCAAGUUAAAUGUUCCGAGUUCAUUAUAACAAGAAUUCACUAAAUUAGGGAAUAGAAGUAACCAAUACUAGAACCAAUAUUAAAAGAAGUUAUUUUGA